AAUGCGCCUGCCCGCGAGGAGCCCCCGGCACACGCGCCGAGUGGCAGCCAGGCGGCAGCUCCGUGCGGCCAUCUCUGUCCAGGCCAGCCUUCCCCGCCGGGACCCGCUCCCUCUCCGCCCUCGGUCUCCGCUUGCUUCUUGGCUUUUGUCUCCUCGCUGCCUCCUCUCCGCUGCUGUCACACAUGCCGUGCUCGCUCCGUCCCUCCGUCCGCCCAGGGCUGCGGGAGCUCCCCGGGGCCCGGGACGAUGGGGUCGCGGUGCCGGCCCUCCGCGGCGGCCUCUGAAGCGGAAAGCUGCGAGCUGCCCAGGCUCUGACCGGGGCGCUGCCAGGACGCUGGGGCUGCAGGAGAGGGGCUUGCCUCGGUUCCCAGUGACCUGACAGCAGAGGAGCGUCAGGAGCUGGAGAACAUCCGGCGGAGAAAGCAGGAGCUGCUGGCUGACAUUCAGAGGCUGAAGGAUGAGAUAGCAGACGUGGCUAAUGAAAUCGAAACCCUGGGGUCCACAGAAGAAAGGAAGAACAUGCAGAGGAACAAGCAGGUGGCCAUGGGCAGGAAGAAGUUUAACAUGGACCCUAAAAAGGGGAUCCAGUUCUUGAUAGAGAACGACCUGCUGAAGAACGCUUGCGAGGACCUCGCCCAGUUCUUGUACAAAGGGGAAGGCCUCAACAAGACAGCCAUUGGUGACUACCUGGGGGAGAGAGACGAGUUUAAUAUCCAGGUUCUUCACGCGUUUGUGGAGUUACAUGAGUUCACUGACCUUAACCUUGUCCAAGCGUUACGGCAGUUCCUGUGGAGCUUCCGGCUGCCGGGAGAGGCCCAGAAGAUCGACCGCAUGAUGGAGGCGUUCGCCCAGCGAUACUGCCGGUGCAAUAACGGCGUGUUCCAGUCCACAGACACUUGUUAUGUCCUCUCGUUUGCCAUCAUCAUGUUGAACACCAGCCUGCACAACCCCAACGUCAAAGACAAGCCCACCGUGGAGAGGUUCAUCGCCAUGAAUCGCGGCAUCAACGACGGAGGAGAUCUGCCCGAGGAGCUGCUCCGGAAUCUGUAUGAGAGCAUAAAAAACGAACCCUUUAAAAUCCCAGAAGACGACGGGAAUGACCUCACCCACACUUUCUUCAAUCCAGACCGAGAAGGCUGGCUGUUGAAACUCGGUGGCAGGGUCAAGACUUGGAAAAGGCGCUGGUUUAUUCUGACCGACAACUGCCUUUACUACUUUGAAUACACAACGGAUAAGGAGCCCCGGGGAAUCAUCCCGUUAGAGAAUCUGAGUAUCCGGGAGGUGGAAGACUCCAAAAAACCAAACUGCUUCGAGCUCUACAUCCCCGACAACAAAGACCAAGUAAUCAAGGCCUGUAAGACCGAGGCCGAUGGGCGGGUGGUGGAAGGGAACCACACGGUCUACCGCAUCUCAGCCCCGACGCCCGAGGAGAAGGACGAGUGGAUUAAAUGCAUCAAAGCAGCCAUCAGCAGGGACCCUUUCUAUGAGAUGCUGGCGGCGCGGAAGAAGAAGGUCUCCUCCACGAAAAGACACUGAGCCUGCGCAGUGAGCGGCCCCCGGCGUGCGAGGCGUGCGAGGCCCUGGGCUCUGUCUCCCGUCCCCCCCCCACGGGCGGGGCCGGGCUGCCGAGCAGGGGCGUCACCUGCUGGGAGUCACCCCGGAUUCCUAGACACUGGCUUCAGCUCUCGCUGUCUGUUUUUAAGUGGGAGAGGGUAGGCGGUGGCACCGGCGGGGAGGGCAGGGAUGCCCGAGCAGCGGGGGGGGUCUUGAGCCUUUCUCUCCGGAAAGAACAGAGCCCAGCCCGUCGGCAAACCCGCCCCCUUCAGGUCUCUCGCUCGGCAGGUCUGACAGCGGAGCUCGAAGCCAACUGGUUACCUCUCGGUUAUCUCCCUGUGAAGAAGCCUUCAACCCUGCACCGAAAACACACGUGCCGAUAUAUUAGUAUAUCCUGAGAAAAAAGUGGAACGGAAGACAAGCCACGUACUAUAAAGAUAUAUUUUUGUGUUUUAAAAGAAAGAAAAAGUUAAAGUAGCGCCUUUGCACGGCGUUCUGCCCGGCGUGGUGGCCUCUCCGGGGCGGCAGGUUCCCGGGCAGCUGGCGGGUGCUGCGGGGGCUCCGACCCGGCCGGGACUCCGUGCCCCGCGGCCUGCGGCGGCCCGCAUCUCCCUUCCAAGUGCCGGGGGCGCCGAGGGGAGGAGAGGGUCCCGGCUGCUCAUCUUCUCUCUUUCCAAAUCCUUCUUGUUGGGCUUUAAGAUGCAAGGUCAGCCUUUUCCUUGAGCUAAAUACCCAGUAACCAAAACUGUGAGGACGGUGACCCCAGCGAGGUUCCGGCUGAUCUGCUUCUGACUUGGUGGCUCCCCGUCCCCCAGACCUUCCUCCUCGUUUUAGAGGACGGGGGUCUUCCCUGAUCACCUUAGGUCUUCGGCUCCUCUGCCUCAAAGCCAGCCCCGCCCUGGGCGCAUAUUGGGGGGGGGGGGGCCCGAGAGGCAGGUGGGGCGAGGGGUGACGAGGCCGGCCUCAACUGGAGCUGGCCUCGCCCCUCCUAACUUACGGUGUGAAGGGAGCCACGAAAGGCAGUCGUCCUGCUGUUCUCUCAGGGACUCUCGGGGCCGCUCCUGCCGCUCGUCCGGGCUGGAUGGCGCCUGGCCCGGGCCAUCCCGGCGCCCCCAAACGGCCGGGGACCAGGCGGUGCACGCGCUGCCUCACGGAAGAGGAGCUGGCGGUCUCCUCGGGCCGCGCCACCCCUGCUCCGCCGGCACCGUUGUGUGGAAAUCGCUUCCGUAAAAGGGCACGAAGGGGGUGCUGAGCGGCGUACCCUCUGGGGCCCCCCACUUCAUACAGGUCCUACCGGGGCUCGUGAGGGCGGCGGAAGGGGGUCUGGGCUGGAUGCCCGCGGCCGGCCGGGUCCCGUGCCCCGGUUCUGGCAGAUAGCAGAGAGGCCCCUGCGUCAGUAUUCGUCUAUUUAUCAGAGGUGUACAUAAUCCGUGUAUAGUUUUUCUCCUUUUAGAUUAUUUUGUAUUUGUUUAAAAAAAAAGAAAAGUUUUGUCAAAAGAUAAAAUAUAAAGAAAUGACUGAAAGUUGUCGACAGGGUUUCAAAAAACGUAUAAUUAUUAUCCCAGUUGUCUUGCGUUUGUAUUUUUGUUUCUUUGUUUUGUUCUGUUUUGUUUUUUUUGGCAUUGGAAACGAGCGCCAAGGAACCGCAGCGAAUAAACUCCGUCUGCCCAAAGCAGCUGUGUCGUGUGCGGCCUCCUUUGUUCCCUGGUGACCGUGAGCAGGAGGGCCGCGGCCGGCGGGCGCGCCCAGGCGGGGGCCGAGUGACCUCGGUCGCGCGGCCGGCCGGCCGUCUGUCCGCGGUCCGGCAGUAACGCACGUGGGAAGUCGGGCGAGGCGCUGUCUUGUGCUCUGCAGGAGACCGCUCACCGCUCGCCCCCUUUUGUCUCAGAGAAACAAGGGACCAACCUCCAACGUCGAGCUAAGGUCGAGAAAUGCGCCUUCGGCUGGUGGAACACGCGUCGCGUGUUUUUUCAGUUUGCAGACGUGCCCACGCGGCACCGGGGAAGAGUCGCGGGGAGCCGGAACCGCCCAGAACACGGACGGGCCCGGGCCUGCCCCUCACUGGCGGUCCUUUCCCUGAAACAGCAGCGCGUUCCCGUUCCCGUUCCCGUUCCCAUCCUUGCUUCUCGCGGGUUUGGGGCGCUUCGCCUCCAGGCCUUCUCGAUCUCUGCGGGCGUCUGGAGCAGGUAGCGCCUCCUAAACCCGUGCACCGCGGUCCUCUGCAAGGGGCGUCUCGGAGAGACCAGCGUUCCUCUGCGCGCUUGGGGCCGGCGCCGCCCUUUUCCGUCGAUCCCAGACCUCUUGCUCACAGCCCAGCCCUCCCUCCCCUUCCUCGCUGGGCACCUGCAGUGUUUCUCGUGGACCAGCUGUCUCCCGCCUGGCCGCCCCUGCCGGCGCCCUCCCUUCUGCGCGGGAGCCCUUCCCCCGUCUGUUCCCGGGAUGUCCUCCUCCUCCCAGAGACCCCGGCCCAGCCACCCCACCCCACGUCCCUGCCACGUCCCUGGACUCCCCAUCACCACCUGCACUACACUGACUCUCUUCUGUUGGGGAAGGAACGCUCUUUGUUGUACGGCUGGCUGAGUCUUGGGUUGGUUUUUUUUUUAAGUUUAUUUAUUUUGAGAGGGGGGCGGGGAGACAGAGAAUCCCAAGCAGGCUCCGUGCUGUCCACGCACAGCCCAACGCAGGCUUGAACCCACGAACCGUGGGAUCGUGACCUGAGCCGAAAUCAAGAGUCGGACGCUCAACCGACUGAGCCACCCAGGCACCCACAGCUCGCUGAGUUUUACGUAACCACGCUGCAUUUAAAUUGUACGGUGGUUUGUCUCAGCCCAGGCAGGGUCCCCCAGAGCCUUCCUCACUCCGUGCUCGUAAACACCACAGGGAAGCAGGAACCACUUGGUCCUGCACACAAGAAGCUUCAGGAUCUGCGCCAGAGGCCCUUCUGGACAGGGCUGCUCCAUCACCGGCCGAUUUGGGGGCCACCACUCUUUAGGCCUUCAUCACCAAGGGCCCUGGCCUGACCGAGGGCCAGAGAGCGCGAGGCGUGACCCGACACUCUGCCGGGGUAGCGAGAACGUCCCGAUUCCAGCCCCCAGCCCCCCACGACCGCUUGGCUGAGCCCAGCGGGGCCGGGUGUUGGGCCAGCCUCCCUGAGAAGCCGCCCAGACCCCAUGAACGCAGGGGGCUUUGCCGUGCCUGCCUCUGCCCGGUGGGGUUCGGGGGAGGAGGGCCUGAGCAGAGUGGACGUGGGGUCUGUUUUGCUCUUUACUUGGGUUGCCAGGAAGCUCAGGGUCAGGGGCGCAGUCCGUCCUGCGACCCGGUCCUGCUUUUUUCACUUACCCUGCUUCUUUUAUUUUUAUUAAUAGACGGUAUUUUUUAGAGCAGUUUUAGGAUUGCAGUGAUACUGAGGGGGCGGUACAGAGAUUUCCCGUUGGCCUCCUGCCCCCGCAUCGGCACAGCUGCCCUCCCCCCCAUCCGCAUCCUGCCAGGGGGUCCGUGUGUUACAGCUGACAGGCCUCCACUGCCACAUCGGCAUCCCGCAGAACCCACAGUGGGCACUCGGGCUCCCUCUGUGGCUUUGGACAGACAUGACGAGCUGUAGCCAUCGUUACAGCAUCGUACAGAAGACAUUCGCUGCCCUGGACGUGCUUCCUGCUCCCCCCGUCCGUCCCUCCCUCCCCGCUGGCCCCCAGCAGCCGCGUUUUGACCCUUUGUCUAUUCUGUUCUUACCGUAACAUCAAUCUGAAUUUAUAAUCUCCAUCUUUUUUUUUUUUUAAAGCAGAAAUUUAAGGGGGCGUCCGGGUGGCUCAGUUGGUUGACUCUUGAUUUCAUCUCAGGUCACGGUCUUGUCCUGAGAUCGAGCCCCACACUGGGCUCCGUGCGAACCGUGCAGAGCCCGCUUGGGAUUCUCUCUCUCUCUCUCUCUCUCUCUCUCUCUCUCUCUCUCUCUCACACACACACACACA
Molecule: messenger RNA, 5519 nt
Organism: Acinonyx jubatus (cheetah)
Lineage: Eukaryota; Metazoa; Chordata; Mammalia; Carnivora; Felidae
Gene: CYTH1
Product: cytohesin 1
Exons: 13
Coding region: 520-1536 (338 amino acids)
Biological process (GO): regulation of ARF protein signal transduction
Molecular function (GO): guanyl-nucleotide exchange factor activity
Source: RefSeq, a predicted model, not a curated record